Paracoccidioides lutzii Pb01 is the source of this 432-nucleotide messenger RNA. RefSeq lists its product as hypothetical. The coding region runs from base 1 to 432 and encodes 143 amino acids. The record is from RefSeq and is a predicted model, not a curated record. The transcript has 2 exons.
AUGGCACUCAAAUGCAGAAAUCUGCGCCAAAUCGCCCACGGGUGCUGCCGCUCCAUUGCGUUUGCAUACGAUUGCACCCCAUCAAGAAUAUACGCCGGCUCCAACUUGCUUCCCCGUGAGGUCUUGGCACGGUAUGUCGUCAAGCAGCGAUAUGUACACACUGGAUCAGCUCCGGGCUGGGAACGCAAGCAUGCCAAGUCACCCAUGAGAGAGGAAUGUAAUGUGAUUACGGUGCGGGCCAGUAGUGUUCUGUGGUUUCGAGAAGCGCGGCGCCGGAGACCGUUGGAACGGGACCCGUUUGAAGAAUGGGGAGAGGGGUUUGGGGCUCGUAUGUGGUAUGUCGCCAACGCACACAUUGGUGGUACCGGUUUAGUUUGGUGGACUGGAUUUGUGACGAAUGCUUAUAAUUCCUUUGUACACCAGCGAAUCUAG